Molecule: messenger RNA, 770 nt
Organism: Phoenix dactylifera (date palm)
Lineage: Eukaryota; Viridiplantae; Streptophyta; Magnoliopsida; Arecales; Arecaceae
Source: RefSeq, a predicted model, not a curated record
CCAUCCUCACAAAACCAACAUCAACCUAUCCUUCCUUCUCCUUCCUUAUUUCUCUCUCUCUCUCUCUCUCUCUCUCUCGCCCCCCCAAAUAACUAGAAAUCAAUGGAGAAGAUCUUGUCUGUCUCAUUGGCAUAUCUUGUCUAUAACACAAUCUUCAUCUGGAUCAGCAUAGUUCACAAGUGCUCUCUGGGAUUUCUAUCCGCCUUGGGAUCCUACCUCGAGUUCCCCACACGCACGUCAAGAAUUCAUGUCGAAAAGAAUACCUCAAGUGAGGCUAGAGGAGACCUUGAGCUGACCAGAGAAGAUGUGGAGACGGUCAUGGAGAAGAUUGGGAUGUCUUUGAGCCAGGAAGGCGAGCAGCUGAAGGAGCGCAUGGCCUUUGAUGAGCUUUCUACCAUGUUCGAGGCGAAGGAACCAAGCUUGGAUGAAAUCAAGGAGGCUUUCUCUGUGUUUGAUCAGAAUUGUGAUGGGUUCAUAGAUGCCAUGGAGCUCCAGAGAGUUCUCUCCAAGCUGGGCUUCAGAGAAGGGGUGACCUUGGAUUCAUGCAAACAGAUGAUCGCAGCGCAUGAUGAGAACCAAGAUGGAAGAAUUGAUUUCAGCGAGUUCGUCAAGUUUAUGCAGAGCGGCUUCUGCUGAAUUUCUUUUUUUUUUCUCUCUCCUUUGUUUUGUUUUUUUCCUUUUUUUUUCUUUUCCUUGUCAAGGAAAAGUUUAUCCUUGAAUAUAGUCCCAACGAAAAACAAGCAACUAAAUCGAGUACAUUCUUUUACAAA